Messenger RNA from Boleophthalmus pectinirostris (great blue-spotted mudskipper), 2577 nucleotides. RefSeq names its product organic solute carrier partner 1b (gene oscp1b). Gene Ontology annotation, cellular component: plasma membrane; cytoplasm. The transcript is spliced from 10 exons. Bases 826 to 1968 code for a protein of 380 amino acids. NCBI's taxonomy places the organism in Eukaryota, Metazoa, Chordata, Actinopteri, Gobiiformes, Gobiidae. Gene Ontology annotation, biological process: transport. The record is from RefSeq and is a predicted model, not a curated record.
CCACUUUUUUACUAGAAAUGUUCCAGGUGUCCCUAUUUUUGACCAGCUUGAUACCCACCAACAGUGACGAGGGGAAUAUAUUGUCAUUUCUCCAACCAGAAUUCAGAAAACUGUGCUUGAACAUGGCCAGAACACAGAAGAAACUACUUAGAUGCAGUUUUAAUUUAGAAAAGCUGGUCACCCCCUAAUCUUGUGAAAUCUAGGAAAUAAAAUUGAGGAAAUAUUUUUCAGACAUAGUCCAACCCAUCUUGUGUAGAAUUACAUUUUGGCGUAUUUGUUCAAGAGACAAGAACAACAAGAACGUACAAGAAAAGUAUUAGGCCUAUAUUGAAAAUUUUAAUCAUAUAACAACUCAUCAGGUACUCAUCACUGAUGAGCUCAUCACUUAGUUUUACUUGGUUUUGAGGUUAAUUAAUACAUGUAAAUUGUAAUUCACUAUUAGGGCUCUACUGGAAUUUUUUGUUUGUUUGUUUGGAUUUUAGCUGGGAAAAGUACAGGAAAUUAAAAGGGGAUUUUUAAAUUUUUUUUUUAAACAAAAUAUUCCAACGCUUGCUGUGCCAGUAGACGUACAGUUUGAAGUGCUUGCUCAAGGAUUUUCUAUAAAAGAAAAGUAUAAUAUUUUAAAUUUUAAUCAGAGCCCCCAUCAACUUGCUUUAUCCCUUCUACUCUUCCGGGUAGCUUUGCACUCUGGCCUCUGAUUGGUUAAGCCCACCGUGGCCUGGCAACGGGAAGAGGCUUUAACAACAGAAGAGCAUUUUAGCUAGUAGCAUUAUUGGUAAAUGGUAAAUAAAAUAGUUCCAGGUAUUCAAGCAUUAAAAUUACACAAUGUCAACGCGAACACUGCCUCUGCUUUUUAUAAACCUCGGUGGGGAAAUGUUGUAUAUCCUAGAUCAACGACUUCGGGCUCAAAAUAUUCCCGCCGACAAAGCUAAGAAAGUUAUGAAUGACAUCAUCAGCACAAUGUUCAACAAAAAGUUUCUGGAGGAGCUCUUCAAACCACAGGAGCUUUACUCCAAGAAGGCCCUGCGCACUGUCUUUGAUAGACUGGCCCAUGCAUCCAUCAUGAGACUGAACCAAGCCAGUAUGGACAAGCUGUAUGACCUGAUGACCAUGGCUUUCAAGUACCAAGUGCUGCUGUGCACAAGACCCAAAGACAUUCUUCUUGUUUCCUUUAACCACAUGGAUGCUAUCAAGGAUUUUGUAAAAGAUAGCCCAAGUAUACUCAGUCAGGUUGAUGAGACGUUUCGGCAACUUAUAGAGAUGUAUACACCUUUAUCAAGUGGAGAAUUUCAACUUAUCCGUCAAACUCUUUUAAUAUUUUUUCAAGACAUGCAUAUAAGAGUGUCCAUUUUUCUUAAAGAUAAAGUCCAGAACUCAAAUGGUCGCUUUGUACUUCCCACAAGUGGCCCAGUGCCCUAUGGAACACAUAUCCCCGGUUUAAUCAGGAUAUUUAGUUGCACAGGUGAAGAGAUAAGUAGGUUGCAGUUCACUAAUGGUGGAAACUACACAUCAGCCCUACGAGAGGGUUCAUUUGAAAUUUUUGGAGACCGUGUUACCAAACUAGGCACAAACAUGUAUAGUGUUUGCCGUCCUGUUGAAACCCAUAUGUCUGGGACCUCUAAGAACUCUGCCCAGCAUCCAAAGGUCAGCACUGCACCUAACCCUCUAGCCAAAGAGGAACUGAACCUGCUGGCAAGAUUAAUGGGUGGGUUAGAGGUUCACAAAGCUGGAAAUGCAGACAGUGGCUUUCGGGUCAACCUGUUCAAUACAGAUGAGGAGGAAGAAGAAGCUUUAUCAUCAAGGCCAGAUGAGCUUUGCUAUGGAGUCAUAAGCAUCCAAGCAACAAAGGACCAACAGGCCAAUGCUGAGCUAACUAAGAUAAUGGGGGAGUUUUCCGAGACCAGUGAUCAGUCUCCCAGUGCGAGCAGCAAAGGAGAUGACCUAUUGGCCAUGAUGGACGGCCUCUGAUACUGUCACAGACAGAACCUCCCUGGAGCGUGGCAUCAAACUCACUGUCAGCUGUGCUGCUUAUGUAGGCCAGUUACAAGCUGCACCUGCAAAACAAUGUAACACACUACAAUACACACUACACAGUGGUAUAAUUUAAGACCAUUUUAAAUAUGCACUUCGGUCUGGGAGCCACACCAUACAUACACUGUAUUUGUGAUUAUACUAGUAAUACAGGGAUUAAGACCAAUGGGUGUGUUUUAUCCUGAGUAAAUGUGUGAAUGAUUUGCUGUUAUGUCAUUCAUUCAUGUGUAGUGCAACAUUUGCCUGUGUAUUUUACUUUUUUUUUUUUUUCCAUAGUAAGUGAGCUACGUUAAGUGCAUGUAAACAAACAAACUUUCAUUGUGAUAUGUGAUAUAAGAACUAGAGUCCUAAGUGCCCUUUGAAAGGGAACUGAUGUGCUCAUUUUGUAACACACCAUGUUACAUUCAGUGCUGUACAAGGACGUUUGUAACACAAGAGCAGUGCAAUAUAAUAAUUUAUCAAAUGUAUUAUUUAGUGAACUGUACUGCACAUGUUUGUGAACUGUAAACUCUAGAUUUAUUUUUUUAAUAAAUUGAAUCAUCUUUG